GCGCCAACGCCAAUCCAUGGACCGGUCAAGACACCUGUGACAAUAACAAGACCGAUUUGAAGCAGAUGACAGAGGCCUAUUGCUAUUCUCGUUGGCAGCUGAACGAGCACUGAAGGCGCGGAUUGCGAUAAGAGACGUGGUCCUUAUCUUCAACAAAGUUGCUGUCGUUAUCGUGAUUGAGGACCGGUGAAUGGAUAACUAACUUUAGAAUUGAUUGUUACUUCUGAGGUAUGGUGCUUAAGGUGUACUUAACCGAAGGUGAAGUUAUUAGGUUUCUUUUUUCGACCUUAACUGAAACGAAAGUGGCGACGUAUUUUUUGGGGGGGGGGAACAAAUAAUGCUCUGUUUAGGGUACAAAUUGAGAGCUCUCUAGCGUUAGAGUCCCAGUAUUGAUAUGCUAACAAUCUUGAUAGAGAAUUGAUGUUCAUCUGUGAGAAGAAAAUCUUGGAAAAUGAAGCGUUAAAAAACUGGUCCAGUUUUUGUUUCACUCAUGUUUCACGCACUCAAGAUGGUUGGAAUGGCAGCAUGUGGAACCUUAAAAUUGGACAAUAUACGAUUUCAAAACUUGCAUUUUUCUUUCUUUUACCAUAUCACUUUAAUCGGAUAUCUUUCCCAUUAAUGGCCAUAGUAUCCCUACACACAAACUUUCGUGAUUUGUCAGCAGAGUGGACGGAAAAGUCUUGAAUAAACACAGACUUUUUUUUCUCCACUGAUUCGACUCAUCUUUAAGUUAUUCCAUGUUUUUGGCGAAAUGUGUCAAUGUACUUUUGAGGACAUGCUAAAUCAAUUUUUCUUGCCAAGACUAACUCAGCAACAAAGUGGCACCGUAAGGCAAUUCUUUUUCCCAAUUGAAGGACGGUUUUUUCCUUUUAAUAGUUGGCGAUGAAGCGAUUGUCACUUUUUCAAAAAAGAAACGGUUAUGAAAAAAACAAUGGGGUAUUCAUCUUACUCAAGCUUUUAUUUCGCAACAAAGGUAACGCCUGUGAUAAAAAAAAGAAUCCAACUAUUACAUUCACGUACACUGAUUUUGGGGGGGCUGUUGGGGGGUUUCCAAAAAUCUUUCCAAUAAUAUUCUUUUUGAUUAACAGCAUGCAGUAAACGUUUUCAAGUUGGUGUCAUCAGCUUCAAAAGCCAUCGCCAUCUACCGUUCAAAGCUCUUGAAAUGUGGCUUGUUUAAAAAGCCAAACUUGACACAAUUUCGGACGAAUUUUUUUCCUAAUUUCCAUCCAGUGUGAUCAACGAAUGAGUUUUAGUAUUCUGAGUCCAACAUUGAUGUUCUUCAAAACGUAAAAUUGUUUUCCUUUGAAUUUAUGGACUGAGUAGGACAAGGGAGUCCCCCAAGGGAAGUUACAUAGCUUGGAGAAACAGGGAAGACAAUAUAAGGACCAACUUUGUUGAGCAUGUUUGGCUCCAAGCCCACAUUGCACUUUCAGUCACUAAAGAUCCCAAACUCUAACGUUUUGUAACUCUCAGUCAGACCAUCAGAUACCAGAGCAAAAACAAAAAAACAAAUUGCGUAAUUCUAAGAAACAAUGAACAAUUUUGUGUUGACGAGUCCGGCCAUUUUCUCCAAAAUCAAGUAAAAGACUCGAGUGCACUCGGACUCGAGUCCGGACUCGCCCCAGCACUACUAGUAACCUCUUUUGAAGCAUUUGCUGAACUCAUUGUCAAUUCCAAGCGGAAAUUCCGAGUUCGCCCUCCACCUUCUUUCUGCCUCAUUGAAUGUUUUCAAGACCCUCGGACCUUUUUGAGACAUGAAUCUUCUUCUUAACACCGGAUGUCGAGGCAAAACGGGCUCACGUUCGAAACACUCUGAAAACGAAACGGAAACAACCAACUAGAGUGUGAAGCAUAGCUUUUUUAAGAGCAUCCAUCUGAUUGUGAACAUGGCUCCCUCACCUAGGAGAGCUGAAUCGAAUAUUUUGGGGGUUGGAACACGAGAGCUGGUCCUUAGUGUCAUCACGUUGAUUUUGGGGGCAAUCAACAUAUCCGUGAUCGGGUACAACUUUAGCUACUACAAGGGCACUUGGAGGAACAAUCUCUUUCAUUCGGAGCUGGCCUUUCUCAUCAUCUUCAGCUCGAGUUUCAUCUUGACCUCUAGCCUCGUCAUUGCGGAUUUUUUUUCUUUGCCACAAAGCAGAGUUCAUGCGGUGAAUCAUUUGGUGGGCAACAUCAUCUGUGGAAUUUUGUCUGCUAUCGCAUCCCUGACCCUGGUCAUUCAGCUCUGUUCAUAUGGUCGUUUCUUGGUCAACGCCUACGAGUUGAAAAUGAUCAGCGCCAGCCUGGGCCUGCUCCAAUCGGGCCUGAAUCUACUGACCGCGGGGGCGGUUUAUCCAUCCUUAGCUAACCCGUGAUUGCCCUGGGCCCGAAUAAAUCAAAUUGACCUACCU
Messenger RNA from Tigriopus californicus, 2390 nucleotides. RefSeq lists its product as uncharacterized. Bases 1887 to 2354 code for a protein of 155 amino acids. The record is from RefSeq and is a predicted model, not a curated record. NCBI's taxonomy places the organism in Eukaryota, Metazoa, Arthropoda, Copepoda, Harpacticoida, Harpacticidae. The transcript is spliced from 4 exons.